AUGGCUAACUCUACUUUGGAAAUUGGGGCUGUGCUUGGUUUAAACUCUUACGGCCUCAAUUUGAAUGAAGGCCACUAUUUGAGGAAAUCCUGCAUGAAGCUGAAGACGUUUCCUCGUGAUGACAAGCAUGAAGAGGCGGAGCGUCCAUAUGAUGACGAGUUGAUUGAGGCGGAGGUGAAUGGCAACUGGACGCCCCAAGAAAAGGCCUUGCAUGAGGCGAGGCUCAAGGCCAAGGCUAAGCGGCGUGUGCGCAAGUCAUCAUCCCGCAAUUCUACCAGCGAGUCGCUUUCAGAGACAGGGGACAUUACUGGUGCUGACCCUAACAGUCCGAAAGGCAAAGUUGCCUCUAAUGAUCGCAAAUCCAGAACUGGGAAAGGCAGAGGCUUGCCUAAAAAAGGCGGAGCAGGCGGUAAAGGUGUCUGGGGUGCUGCUGGGCAGGUUUAUGAGGACGAGGAACUUGAUUUGCAGGAUCCAAACUAUGACGAAUCUGCUCAGGGAGACACUGUUUAUGCAAAAGUUGUUCCGGAAGUGGACAAGAGGGACCUGGGGAAAAUGGUCAACCCAAUUGUCCAGGAGUACUUUGAACAUGGAGACACCAAAGAGGUCCAGAUGCUGCUGCAGGAGCUCAACUUGGGAUCCCACAAAUACGAGUUCUCGUCGGUGGCCGUCUCCUUGUCUCUGGAAGGCAAAGCCAGCCACCGAGAGCUCACCUCCCGCCUGCUGUCCGAUCUGUCCGUCAAGGUGCUGACCCAAAGCGACAUGGCGCGGGCCUUUGACAAGAUGCUUAAAGAGUUGCCCGACCUCAUGCUAGACACUCCCGAGGCUCCUCAGAUGUUAGGCCAGUUUAUAGCCAGAGCCAUAGCGGAUCACGUCCUUCCAAUGUCUUUUCUGGACUGUUACAAAGGCAAAGUUGACUGUGACCAUGCCAGAGUGGCUUUGGACCGUGCUGCUGUACUGCUCUCCAUAAAAGGAGCAAUGGUGCGUCUGGAUAAUGUGUGGGGCGUGGGCGGUGGCCUCAGACCUGUCAAGCAUCUCAUCAAAGAGAUGAACCUUCUGCUAAAAGAAUACCUGACCUCCGGAGAUGUGCUGGAGGCUGAGCGUUGCCUGCGUGAACUUGAAGUUCCCCACUUCCAUCAUGAGCUUGUCUACGAGGCGAUUAUAAUGGUGCUGGAGUCCAAAGGGGAUGCAGCCAGCCCCAUGAUCAUCAAGCUGCUGGAGUCCCUUUGGAAGACGGGCCACCUUACCGUGGAUCAGAUGAACAGAGGCUUCCAGCGGGUCUACGAUGAGCUCCCCGAAAUAAACCUUGACGUGCCGCAUGCCCACACGAUCAUGGAGACCUUUGUGGACCUCUGCUACCAGCAAUCUGUCAUCUCCAAGCAGCUAAGAGAUGCAUGCCCCUCCAGAGGGCGCAAGCGCAUGGUAAGCGAAGGUGACGGCGGCAAGAUAAAAAAUUGA
Messenger RNA from Nerophis lumbriciformis (worm pipefish), 1455 nucleotides. NCBI's taxonomy places the organism in Eukaryota, Metazoa, Chordata, Actinopteri, Syngnathiformes, Syngnathidae. The record is from RefSeq and is a predicted model, not a curated record.